ACCUGUCUUAACUUCCCAUUUGAAUAAUAUUUUGACCGUAGACCUUAGACCGUAAUCAAACCUAACUCUCCGAAAUGCCGCGUAAGAAGGCGCCACCGCUGUCGACAGGUGCACUGGCUUUCAUUGUGUCGACUAAUAUGGAGAAGCCUGAUAUGCAGAUGCGCAAGUUCAUCCGUAGCCAUGUUAUGGUAGGCAAGAAUGUCGGUCGAACUCUACCAGAUCGGCGGAAGAAAAAGGCACUACCAGAAAAUGCACCGAAGUUCUCGCAUAAUUCAAGUGGCAGCUUCAUGAACACGCCUGAUGAGGCUGAAGAAUGUCUAUCUUCUGCAUCUCUACGCUUCGGCAACUGCCUUUCGACAUUAGGUCCGGCUGAUCCAAGCACUGAUUAUCAUGAAUUGAACCCAGUCUUGCGGUUCUCAGCAAUAGCUAAGAACUUGCUGUUUGUUCUUGAGCCAUGCAUAUUUUUUGAGCGACGUGCUGAAGAAUGGAUCAGUCCUCUCACCACCGACCCGGUGUAUAUGCACUGCCUGAUAUUCACUUCGCAAUACUACUUCGACGCUUUGUCUAUCGGACGUUUUGGAAACAACGUGCCGGUUAAUCGCCAGACGGUGCCACAUUUUUUCAAAGCUCUGAGCUUGUUGCAGAAUCGCUUGAGCGAUAAAAGCAAUCAGAUGAUCGUAGCAAAUUCAACAGCUGCUGCGAUUAUGGGACUUUCUGCUUAUGCUCUGAUCAUAGACGACGUCAAUUUUGCGCGGAAGCACGUGGAAGCCCUUUGUCGUAUUGUGAGAAUGAGAGGCGGCACCGCAUCAUUUAAAGGCAGCGAAAAAUUGCUGUUGGAGAUAUUAAGGAAUGAUCUCGGUCUUGCGCUGGCUAAGGGAACAAGCCCGAUGUUCCUGAAAAUUAUGUCCCCAGAGGAAGCAUUACUACAAUUUCCGGAUCUGAAAUCAUUCCUUGAGCCACGCAAUCUACCUGUUGCAGCUACAAACUUUGUUUAUCUCAAGGAUGUGGAGCACAAAUUGAUUCAGGCUUGGACAGUGUUAGCAAAUUUUUGCACGCUUAUCAACUUCGCGGCAGACACUGAGCAAAAAAUCUCGACACAUACAUUCCUCCAUGUGAUGACAUCAGUUAUGUAUCAGCUCCUAGCCAUGCAGAGCUGUUUUGGUGCUCACAACGAGCUGGUUCGCCUGGGGCUUAUAGUUUUCUCCUCUAGCAUCUUUCUCCAGUGGAAAACUAUUGGACUGCGUUACGAACAACUUACCAAGACAUUUUUGAAGCAUAUGAAGCUAGUUUCUAACAUCGAGAUGUCACCGAGGCUAAUUUUAUGGAUGGUAAUGAUCGGUGCAAUAUCAUUGUUGGAUCAAGGGCAUGACCAUUGGGUGAGACCGCUUUUCCUGAUGAAUAUGAGACUCUGUGGUGUUCAGACUUGGCAAGACGUGCGAAGCGUUAUGACUGAAUUUUUGUGGAUAUCAUUCGUCCACGACCAGCCUGCUAAGUCAGUAUAUGAGCGUAUAGCCGGUCAAGUAUGUCGGAGAGAGCAGAAUCUGUAUAAUUGAGAGAGGCGCGUUUCCAUUUUUUUUGAAGUUGUAUAUACAGUUGACACAGACGCCAUUGUCACC
Messenger RNA from Verruconis gallopava, 1616 nucleotides. RefSeq lists its product as uncharacterized. Bases 75 to 1553 code for a protein of 492 amino acids. The transcript has 3 exons. The record is from RefSeq and is a predicted model, not a curated record. Lineage: Eukaryota; Fungi; Ascomycota; Dothideomycetes; Venturiales; Sympoventuriaceae.